CAAGACGUCACGGAUUUUAAGGAAAUAUGAGCGCUGCACACACACAGCUAAAAGUCGUCCGCUUUAACAGCAUAAUUACACAGUAUUUUGGAGAUCUGUGUUGCUGAAUCUUUUGCAUUUUUUUCAAUUAAUAUUGGAGAAGUCAUAGUAGAAAGAUGGAGUUGGGAAACUUUAGCUUUUAGCCACACAAACACACAGUGAUUCCUUGUUUAAAAUUCCCGGAGGUAAAACUUUACUACGGAUCACAACGGUCAAGCGAACAUGGAUCCCGACCGAAUGUCAACCAGCAGGUUUUGCUGCUGUCGACUCCCCUGAGACACUGCGCGUCAACACACCCGUGGACGUACAUCUCCGACUAUCAGCUAGCUAGCUGCUAAGCUAACGAGGCUAGCGGAGAAAGGCAGCGCCGGUCUGAAGGACGCUUCUCCCCCGCCACCGUGACCACCACUUCCCGAAGACAGCUGGCACCCCACUCGGCGACGGAAAGUUUCUGUGAGUAUGGCUUCCUGCGCUUCGUGCACUUUACUCAUGGAUAGGUUGGCUUUGCUAGAGAGCCGUGUCCGCCAGUUAGAGCAGUGUAAUUUCGUAACUUUAGAUGUUGCGGACACAUCUGCUAGCGUUAGCUGUAGCGAGCUAACUAGCCCAGCUUGUAGCAGCCCUAAUCGGCCUACAAGCUACGGUGUACCGGUUGAGACGCAUAAUAGAUUUAGCCCUUUAGCUAGUCCUACACCCCAGUCUACCGGGCACCACACUUUAGUCAUAGGGGACUCCAUCACCCGAAACAUAAAGCUUAGCAAACCAGCCACAAUUAAGUGUAUUCCUGGGGGCAGAGCACCUGACAUUGAAGCUAAUCUUAGGGAGCUAACUCGCAACAGGUCUAGUAAACACGUACGGCAGGCUAACCGCACCACUAGUUAUGCGAAUAUAGUAAUACACGUUGGCUCCAAUGACGUUAGGAUGAGACAAUCAGAGAUUACAAAGAGAAACAUAGCCAGGGCUUGUAAUCUCGCCAGAAAGAUGUCCAGGCAUCGAGUAAUUGUCUCUGGCCCCCUGCCUGGGAGAGGCAAUGAUGAGAGAUAUAGCAGAUUAGUCUCUCUUAACAGGUGGCUGGAUAGCUUCUGCAGAAAACAGGGAUUUACGUUUAUUGAUAAUUGGCCCUCUUUCUGGGGCAAACCUGGCUUGCUGAGGAGAGACGGCCUUCACCCUAACCAGGAAGGCGCUAUCCUCUUGUCUCGGAACAUAGACUUCGCAUUGAGCCACAUUUGACUAACUGCACUAGAGCAAGCCCGGUCACAGGCAAUUACAGAGCCUGCAAGCCUGGGUAUGGAGUCAGUUAAGUUAGAACUAGCCAGCGCCAGGCUGGAUGAUCCCUGUACACAGCAAUUUUCGUAGAAUAAUACACAACUCACAAAAUGUUUUUUCUAUUGUGUCUAUGACUACGUCAGAGUUAGACAUGCGUUCUACUGAGGUGGCAAAUUAUGAUGCGUUCAGUUUAUCGCAGCGCCAAGUAGACAAUCUGAAAAUUCCCGUCAUAUCAAUUCCUAGAUAUGGUCGUAAUUAUUUUAAGUACACUGCGCAUAAUAAACGCAACAUUAUUAAUAUUGCUACUACGGAUAAUUUUAUCAACAACUCCUUAAAACAGCCCACUACCUAUAAUAUGGGCUUUCUAAACAUCAGAUCUUUGUCUCCCAAAACGUUAUUAGUCAAUGAGGUCAUUAGAGACAACAACCUUAACGUCAUCGGUCUUAGCGAAACCUGGCUUAAACCAGACGACUUUUUUGCGAUAAAUGAGGCAUCCCCUCCUAACUAUACGAAUGCGCAUAUUGCCCGUCACCUCAAAAGGGGAGGGGGUGUCGCACUAAUAUACAACGAAAACUUUAACUUUAGUCCUAACUUAAAUAAUAAAUAUAAAUCGUUUGAGGUGCUUUCUAUGAAGUCUGCCACACCUCUGCCUCUGUGCCUGGCCGUUAUCUACCGCCCCCCAGGGCCCUAUUCGGACUUUAUUAGUGAAUUCUCAGAGUUUGUUGCUGAUCUAGUGACGCACGCCGAUAAUAUAAUUAUAAUGGGGGACUUUAAUAUCCAUAUGAAUACCCCAUUGGACCCACCGUGCGUGGCGCUCCAGACUAUAAUUGAUAGCUGUGGUCUUACACAAAUAAUAAAUGAACCGACGCAUCGCAGCGGUAAUACGAUAGACCUAGUGCUUGUCAGAGGUAUCACCGUCUCCAAAGUUAUGAUACUCCCGUAUACUAAAGUAAUGUCCGAUCAUUACCUUAUAAAAUUCGAAAUUCAGACUCAUGUUCGGCAAGCUAAUAAUAAUAAUAACUGCUAUAGCAGCCGCAACAUUAAUGCUGCCACAACGACGACUCUUGCGGACCUACUGCCCUCGGUAAUGGCACCGUUCCCAAAGUAUGUGGGCUCUAUUGAUAACCUCACUAACAACUUUAACAACGCCCUACGCGAAACCAUUGAUAGUAUAGCACCGCUGAAGUUAAAAAAGGCUCCAAAAAGGCGUACGCCAUGGUUUACUGAAGAAACUAGAGCUCAGAAAUUAUUAUGUAGAAAGCUGGAACGCAAAUGGCGCACGACUAAACUUGAGGUGCACCAUCAAGCAUGGAGUGAUAGUUUAAUAACUUAUAAACGCAUGCUUACCUUAGCUAAAACUAAUUAUUACUCAAAUCUCAUCCGCAUUAAUAAAAACGAUCCAAAAUUUUUGUUUAGUACAGUAGCAUCGCUAACCCAACAAGGGACUCCUUCCAGUAGCUCCACCCAUUCGGCAGAUGACUUUAUGAAGUUCUUUAAUAAAAAAAAUUGAACUUAUUAGAAAGGAGAUUAAAGACAAUGCGUCCCAGCUACAACGGGGUUAUAGUAACACAGAUACGAUUGUAUAUACGGCGGAUACUGCAAAUAUCCAAAAUAGUUUCUCUCGUUUUGAUGAAAUAACAUUAGAAGGAUUGUUACAACGUGUAAAUGGAAUAAAACAAACAACAUGUUUACUUGACCCACUUCCUGGGAAACUUAUCAAGGAGCUUUUUGUAUUAUUAGGUCCAUCAGUGCUAAAUAUUAUAAACUUAUCACUUUCCUCGGGCACUGUUCCCGUUGCAUUCAAAAAAGCGGUUAUUCAUCCUCUCCUUAAAAGACCUAACCUCGAUCCUGACCUCAUGGUAAACUACCGACCGGUGUCUCACCUUCCCUUUAUUUCGAAAAUCCUCGAAAAAAUUGUUGCAGAGCAGCUAAAUGAGCACUUAGCGUUUAACAAUCUAUGUGAAACCUUUCAAUCCGGUUUCAGGGCAAAUCACUCGACUGAGACAGCCCUCGCAAAAUUGACUAAUGAUCUAUUGCUAACGAUGGACUCUGAUGCGUCAUCUAUGUUGCUGCUCCUCGAUCUUAGCGCUGCUUUCGAUACCGUCGAUCAUAAUAUUUUAUUAGAGCGUAUCAAAAUACGAAUUGGUAUGUCAGACUCAGCUCUGUCAUGGUUUAACUCUUAUCUUACUGAUAGGAUGCAGUGCGUCUCCUAUAACAGUGUGACCUCGGACUAUGUUAAGGUAACGUGUGGAGUUCCCCAGGGUUCGGUCCUUGGCCCUGUACUCUUCAGCAUCUACAUGCUGCCGCUAGGUGACGUCAUACGCAAAUACGGUAUUAGCUUUCACUGUUAUGCCGAUGACACCCAACUUUACAUGCCCCUAAAGCUGACCAACACGCCGGACUGUAGUCAGUUGGAAGCGUGUCUUAAUUAAAUUAAACAAUGGAUGUCCGCUAACUUUUUGCAACUUAAUGCCAAAAAAACGGAAAUGCUGAUUAUCGGUCCUGCUAGACACCGACCUCUAUUUAAUAAUACAACUUUAACAUUUGACAACCAAAUAAUAAAACAAGGUGACUCUGUAAAAAAUCUGGGUAUUAUCUUCGACCCAACUCUCUCCUUUGAGUCACACAUUAAAAGCGUUACUAAAACGGCCUUCUUUCAUCUCCGUAAUAUCGCUAAAAUUCGCUCCAUUUUGUCCACUAAAGACGCCGAGAUCAUUAUCCAUGCGUUUGUUACGUCUCGUCUUGAUUACUGUAACGUAUUAUUUUCGGGUCUCCCCAUGUCUAGCAUUAAAAGAUUACAGUUGGUACAAAAUGCGGCUGCUAGACUUUUGACAAGAACAAGAAAGUUUGAUCAUAUUACGCCUGUACUGGCUCACCUGCACUGGCUUCCUGUGCACUUAAGAUGUGACUUUAAGGUUUUACUACUUACGUAUAAAAUACUACACGGUCUAGCUCCAGCCUAUCUUGCCGAUUGUAUUGUACCGUAUGUCCCGGCAAGAAAUCUGGGUUCAAAAGACUCCGGCUUAUUAGUGAUUCCUAGAGCUCAAAAAAAGUCUGCGGGCUAUAGAGCGUUUUCCGUUCGGGCUCCAGUACUCUGGAAUGCCCUCCCGGUAACAGUUCGAGAUGCUACCUCAGUAGAAGCAUUUAAGUCUCAUCUUAAAACUCAUCUGUAUACUCUAGCCUUUAAAUAGACCUCCUUUUUAGACCAGUUGAUCUGCCGCUUCUUUUCUUUCUCCUAUGUCCCCCCCUCCCUUGUGGAGGGGGUCCGGUCCGAUGACCAUGGAUGAAGUACUGACUGUCCAGAGUCGAGACCCAGGAUGGACCGCUCGUCGGGACCCAGGAUGGACCGCUCGCCUGUAUCGCUUGGGGACAUCUCUACGCUGCUGAUCCGCUUGAGAUGGUUUCCUGUGGACGGGACUCUCACUGCUGUCUUGGAGCCACUAUGGAUUGAACUUUCACAGUAUCAUGUUAGACCCGCUCGACAUCCAUUGCUUUCGGUCCCCUAGAGGGGGGGGGGUUGCCCACAUCUGAGGUCCUCUCCAAGGUUUCUCAUAGUCAGCAUUGUCACUGGCGUCCCACUGAAUGUGAAUUCUCCCUGCCCACUGGGUGUGAGUUUUCCUUGCCCUUUUGUGGGUUCUUCCGAGGAUGUUGUAGUCGUAAUGAUUUGUGCAGUCCUUUGAGACAUUUGUGAUUUGGGGCUAUAUAAAUAAACAUUCAUUCAUUCAUUCA
Messenger RNA from Nerophis ophidion (straightnose pipefish), 5031 nucleotides. RefSeq lists its product as uncharacterized. Bases 1364 to 2812 code for a protein of 482 amino acids. Gene Ontology annotation, molecular function: catalytic activity. The transcript has 3 exons. NCBI's taxonomy places the organism in Eukaryota, Metazoa, Chordata, Actinopteri, Syngnathiformes, Syngnathidae. The record is from RefSeq and is a predicted model, not a curated record.